Triticum aestivum (bread wheat) is the source of this 608-nucleotide messenger RNA. Its product is annotated as BTB/POZ and MATH domain-containing protein 1-like. Lineage: Eukaryota; Viridiplantae; Streptophyta; Magnoliopsida; Poales; Poaceae. The record is from RefSeq and is a predicted model, not a curated record. The transcript has a single exon. Bases 78 to 608 code for a protein of 176 amino acids. Gene Ontology annotation, biological process: protein ubiquitination. Gene Ontology annotation, molecular function: protein binding.
UUAUCAAGGCUGCUGAUCUCGAGAGAUCAGUGCAUCUAAGAGACGACAGUUUCAGCAUCAGGUGUGAUGUUACGGUUAUGAAGCCUGUACGUAAAGUUAAUCGGUUUAUUGCGGUUCCUCCAAGUAACUUGCACCAGCAUCUCGGUGACCUCCUCAUCAGCAUUGAUGGAGCUGAUGUGACCUUUCGGGUUGGCGGGGAAAGCUUCUUGGCCCAUAGGUCCGUGCUCGCUGCUUGGUCAUCAGUAUUCAGAGCGGAGCUCUUUGGCCCCAUGAAGGAGAGUGGGAACAGUCUGAUUGAAAUUAGCGAUAUGGAAAGUCACGUGUUCAAGUCUUUGCUCCACUUCAUUUACACGGACUCACUGCCUGUUCCUGAGACAACUGAUGUGGGUGAAACAGGAAGAGACGUGGCGAUGGCUGGUCAUCUACUUGUUGCGGCAGACAGGUACAAUAUUGAGAGGCUCAAGCUGAUAUGCGAAGAGAAGUUGUGCAACCUCAUUGACUCUGACGUCGUGGCGACUAGUUUGGCUCUAGCUGAGCAGCACGGCUUGCAUAGAAUCAAGGAGGCCUGUUUUGAGUUCCUCGCUUCGCCUUCCAAUUUGGAGGCGUGA